CUUCUUCUUCCGGGUGUUCUGGACAUUCGUUUCCUUUCGAUCAGUGCGCCUAUUGUGUCGAGUCUCUUUCAAGGUGUGCGUUUGGUUCGUCUCCUGGAAGUUCAAAAGCAUCGUGCUGUUUCCAUACUAAUUCGAAGUCAGUUUAUUUGUGAAAUUCAUCUUUCUUCGUUCAUUUGGUUCAGCUACAUGGUUUGA
Molecule: messenger RNA, 195 nt
Organism: Rodentolepis nana
Lineage: Eukaryota; Metazoa; Platyhelminthes; Cestoda; Cyclophyllidea; Hymenolepididae
Source: the annotation of a GenBank genome assembly